Molecule: messenger RNA, 1239 nt
Organism: Galdieria sulphuraria
Lineage: Eukaryota; Rhodophyta; Bangiophyceae; Galdieriales; Galdieriaceae
Product: MFS transporter, SP family, sugar:H+ symporter
Exons: 1
Coding region: 200-889 (229 amino acids)
Biological process (GO): transmembrane transport
Cellular component (GO): membrane
Molecular function (GO): myo-inositol:proton symporter activity
Source: RefSeq, a predicted model, not a curated record
CUAGUGCUAUGCCUGUCAAUGAAUUAGAAGGGAGAAGGUUUAGCAUAUUUAUUUCAUGUAUAUUGUAUAUAGCUGGAGCUAUUUUAGAAGCCAAUGCUUCAUCCUUUGGAAUUGUAAUGACAGGAAUAGCAACAAAAAUAAUAAUAUUAGGUUUGAGAGUUGGAAUGGAAUACAUAACAGUGCCUCCAUAUAGUUCCAAAUGUCCAGCAAAGAAAUGACGAGGAGGAGGCCUCGAGAGUUGGUUAGCUAUGUCUUCAGUGUAACCUUUCUUCACAUUCAUGUUUGGUUCUUCUCUUUCGUUUUUUCUACUAUUCUUGGAACAGAUAUCUUGUUCUUAUCAGAAAAUCCAAGUUGGAUGAUGCACAAGAAGAAGAGAUUGACCAGUUAUGAUACUUGGAAAUAUAUAAGAGGAUUCGAUGUUGCAGAAGAAAAGGUGGAAUUUUGUAAAAUGGAAAGUGUAGUAGUUGAAGAAGAAUUCACUCAAGCGAAAAGUAAAAUGAUCUGGUUUUAUUUCUUUAUUAUUCCUCAUCGUCGAAAAGCAGCUAUUCAUGGUAUUAUGAUGUUUGUCUUUCAACAAUUUUCAGGUGCCAUUGCAAUGAUGUAUUAUCUCAUUACCAUCUAUGAGAAAGCUGGAGUUUCAGCACAAGAUGCAUUAUAUUUGAGUAGGAUAGGAGGAGGUUCUUUUUUCUUUUCCACUAUUGCAUUAGGGUUGUUACUAGGAACACUCGCAAGUAUUAUCAUUGUUGGAUUGAAUUUCUCAACCUCUGGUUUAACUACUAGAAUAGCUGUAUACACUGUCGAAGUUGUGCUUUAUCAACUGUUUUGGAGCUCUUCUUUAGGACCUAAUCCUUGGGUUAUCAACUCGGAGAUCGAUCAGACUUGUAUCUAAAGUCGACAUUAGCUAAUAUGAGUUUCAUUUUUACUGCAACCAAAGUUAUGUUGAGGAAUUUUGAAAGUAUGACAAAUCCAGGCAUAGGCUUUUGUGAUGGUAUCACAAUCCUUGGCUGGUUCUAAUUUUGGUUGCUUGCUCCAGAAACCACAUGUUUGACUUUGGAAGAAACAAAGAAUAUCGUUUCCAAGUCGUCAUUCGAGUCAACUGGAAAGGAAGGAAGAAAUGGUUUGCUAGUCUCAUCAAAACUACAUCAUCAUUGCCAUCAAGUAGCGAUACAGAACAAGUUGCGUUAUAGAGACGGAAUGAGUUUUCUUUUCAUUUGCAUGAAUAAAGUUUUCAUUUUCUAU